This is a messenger RNA of Leucoraja erinaceus (little skate), 1451 nucleotides long. RefSeq names its product fructose-1,6-bisphosphatase isozyme 2-like. The transcript has 7 exons. Gene Ontology annotation, cellular component: cytosol; cytoplasm. The record is from RefSeq and is a predicted model, not a curated record. Gene Ontology annotation, biological process: fructose 1,6-bisphosphate metabolic process; gluconeogenesis; fructose 6-phosphate metabolic process. Lineage: Eukaryota; Metazoa; Chordata; Chondrichthyes; Rajiformes; Rajidae. Gene Ontology annotation, molecular function: fructose 1,6-bisphosphate 1-phosphatase activity. The coding region runs from base 90 to 1109 and encodes 339 amino acids.
GAGUGUACUUUAAAUAGACACUCCACUUAGAUACCUCCACUCUGCUUCUCUACUCCUGCAACUGUGGAGGGGAAAGGAAUACAGCCACAAUGUCGGACCAGAUGCCUUUUGACAUCGAUGUCGAAACAAUGACUCGAUUUGUCAUGGAACAGGGAAGGAAAGCAAAAGGGACGGGGGAAUUCACGCAGCUUCUGAAUUCACUGCUGACGGCAAUCAAGGCCAUCUCCUGCGCCGUGAGGAAGGCUGGCCUUGCUCACUUGUAUGGAAUUGCAGGGACUGUGAAUGUGACUGGAGAUGAAGUCAAGAAACUGGAUGUCUUGUCCAAUGAUCUGAUCAUAAAUAUGCUAAAGUCAUCCUACAGUACAUGUAUUCUAGUGUCAGAGGAGAACAAAGAUGCAAUAAUCGUGGAUCCUGAGAAGAGGGGUAAAUAUCUAGUGUGCUUUGACCCAUUGGAUGGUUCUUCAAACAUUGAUUGCCUGUCAGCUAUUGGAACCAUUUUUGGUAUCUACAAGAAGGAUUACACGGAGUCGCUGACUGAGGGUGAUGCCCUUGAACCUGGACGAAACAUGGUGGCUGCUGGAUAUGCCCUCUAUGGCAGCGCUACCCUAAUAGCGCUAUCCACAGGACAGGGUGUCAACUUCUUCAUGUUAGACCCAUCUAUAGGCGAAUUUAUUCUUGUGGAGCAGGACGUAAAGAUAAAGAAGAAAGGAACUAUAUAUAGUCUGAAUGAGGGCUACGCCAAAUACUUCGACCCUGCACUCGCGGAAUACAUCCAGCAGAAAAAAUUUCCCGAGGAUGGCAGUGCUCCAUACAGUGCAAGAUAUAUUGGGUCAAUGGUGGCAGAUGUCCAUCGUACCUUGAAGUAUGGGGGAAUCUUCAUGUAUCCCGCCAAUAAGAAAACUCCAAAAGGAAAGCUUCGUCUGCUGUAUGAAUGCAACCCCAUGGCCUUUAUCAUGGAGCAGGCUGGUGGUGUAGCCACAACAGGAACCCAGCUAAUACUUGAUGUGAAGCCAGAGUCUAUUCAUCAACGAGUUCCACUCAUUAUGGGAUCACCUGAUGAUGUUGAGGAAUACCUUUCCUUUGUAAAAAAGCAUCAAACCACUGGAUGAACUUCAAAUUAGCUACAUGAUUAUAAAACUGAUAUCAGGGGCUGGUGUAUGCUAUUUAAAUAAAGAGGAUCGUAUUUGGGACAAAAGUGUAAAAUGUCACCAUAUGAAAUUUAUAUGUUAAGAACAAACAAGUGCUUCUUACAUAAUAUUUACUACCUGUUAUCAGAUUCGGAAUGUCACUUUCUUACAUCUGUCCUGAAAGGAAUAAAUACUCUGAAUCUAGAACAAUAAAAAAUGAGAUAACAGUCAGAUGCUAACUUUCAAACUUAUGUCAGUCAUAUAGAAACGUAGAGCACAGGAGGAGAUUGUGCCAUUCGUGAUAAGAUGAUAAAAAAAACAACA